Eurypyga helias (sunbittern) is the source of this 492-nucleotide messenger RNA. RefSeq names its product protein diaphanous homolog 2-like. The transcript has 4 exons. Gene Ontology annotation, biological process: actin filament polymerization; actin cytoskeleton organization. The annotation marks the transcript as partial. Gene Ontology annotation, cellular component: actin filament; cytoplasm. The record is from RefSeq and is a predicted model, not a curated record. Gene Ontology annotation, molecular function: small GTPase binding; actin binding; microtubule binding. Lineage: Eukaryota; Metazoa; Chordata; Aves; Eurypygiformes; Eurypygidae.
AUGUGGGGCUGGGAGGGGGCAGGGGACGGUCUGAGCAAGAGGAGGAAGGCGGGGGAGGAGGAGGAGGCGCGGAUGUCGUCUUGUUGCUUCCCCAGUAGAGAAUCAGGGGCGAAGGGGCGUGCGGCUGGGCCUGGGGGUGCCCGGCUUUCAGGAGUUAAAGUCUUUUUUAAAAAAUCAAAAUCUCUUGAGCGUGACAGAAUAACAAGCUUCAGAAAAUCAGGAGUGAAAAAAGAGAAACCUCUCAUUCAGCAUCCUAUUGACUCUCAACCUUCUAUAAGUGAAAUCCCACUUGCCCAGACACUUGUUGAUGAACGUUGCAUGAACUUAUCAGAAAAAGAAGUUAUGGAUCUCUUUGAAAAAAUGAUGGAAGACAUGAAUCUAAAUGAAGAACGUAAAGCUCCUUUAAGAGAUAAAGACUUGACCACAAAACGUGAGAUGGUUGUCCAAUACAUUUCUGCAACUGCCAAAUCUAUAGUCGGAAGUAAAGUUCCG